Molecule: messenger RNA, 1882 nt
Organism: Olea europaea var. sylvestris
Lineage: Eukaryota; Viridiplantae; Streptophyta; Magnoliopsida; Lamiales; Oleaceae
Product: U-box domain-containing protein 26-like
Exons: 1
Coding region: 515-1720 (401 amino acids)
Biological process (GO): protein ubiquitination
Molecular function (GO): ubiquitin protein ligase activity
Source: RefSeq, a predicted model, not a curated record
UGCCUUUGCCAUCUCCCCCACCCACAAUGGAAGGGAUAAGGUCCCAAUGUCUGGUUAUUUCUUGUGUUUGUAGUAUUGGUAUUCUCUUCUAAUUCCCUAUUUCACUCACCCCACCAUUGCUCUUGCACUGAGCAUUCCGUUUUGUUUUCCCAUGUGUUUGUGUCCUAUAUCUACAGCAAAUUUACAAGCUAAGUCACCCUCUAACACCCCACCUUUCACCCACCAAGCACUGCAGGACACAUUCUUGUUAUCCUAUACCCAUCUCUCCCUAUUUGGAGCUUUGCUCUUUUUCGAUUCGAGAUAGAUAAAUAGACACAUCCCAAUUGCGCUGAUCUGGGGUUUGACGGGUUGGAGACCAAGAAGUGAGUUAUUUAUACCGAGCAUUCUUCUUACAGCUAGAUCCAAUCUCAUGGAAAGGGAAGGUCAAGAAUCUCUUCUAAUAUAGAAGUUCUUCUUUCUGCUUUUUUUAAAUUUUUUUUUUUUUUUACCAAAAAAAUUGAUUUCUUGAUUUUUCAUGAAAGGUGCUGAAAUGAUUAUCCCUCCUUUGUUUAUAUGCCCCAUAAGUCUAGAUUUGUUCAGAGAUCCAGUCACUCUAUGCACAGGCCAAACCUAUGACCGGUCCAGCAUAGAAAAAUGGCUAGCAGUUGGGAACUUGACAUGUCCAGUCACAAUGCAGAAACUCCAUGAUCCUUCUAUAAUACCAAAUCACACUCUUCGACAUUUGAUCGAUCAAUGGCUCAAUUCGGGUACCCAAAUUGAAUCUGUUUACCUGAAAAUAGUCGACUGUGAUAUUUCGAUUGCUGCAAUCAAGCACAAUCUUGAGUCGAAUGAAUCCGCAUUGGAGAAUAAGCUUGAAAUACUCGAGAUCAUCCACGCUUUGGCGGAUGAGCUACCACUGCAGAACUCUUGUUUGAUACAAUUAGACUUCUUCUGUUUAUUGUUAGAAGCGGUUUUCAGAAAUUCAGAAGGUUUACAUUUUCAAGAAAAUUUGAGGUUUGUAGAAAAAGCACUUAUUUGUGCUCUUAAGUUGUUGCCAUUCAGUGACUUGGGGUCUCUAAACAUGCUCAAAGAGGAGUCUAAAUUUGCUUAUUUUGUUUUGCUGUUUGAAAAGGGCAACAUGGCUAUUAAGAAAAGCUUGUGUCAUUUGGUUGAGGAAAUUGCAAAAGGUUUAGAUACAAAAGAACUUUGCAUUAAGCUUGGGAAAUCAGCCAAUCUUUUGCAAGAAAUAAUUCAUCUUGUUCAUAACAAUUCCGAGGCUGCUGAAGCCGGGAUCCAGGCCAUAUCAGCUUUAUCUUUGAUAGAAUCCAAUCGCGAAAAGCUAGUAAAAGAAGGUGCAGUCGAAGAACUCGUUGAACAUAUUUCGAAGUCCAAAAAACAUGAAAGAAGCUCAGCGCCGAUGGCAGUGUCCAUAAUCGAGAAUCUUUUAACCUUAGAGUGCGCAAAACAAGCGAUUAUCAAUCACCCCUCUGGUGUAAAUGCAUUAGUCAAGUUGGUUUUCAGAGUAUCAGAUCAUGAAGGAAGUGAGAGUGCAAUAAAUUCGUUACUAAUUAUAUGUUUUGAUUCGGAAACUGCUAGAGAAGAAGCCAUUUCUAGCGGGGUUUUAACUCAGUUGCUGUUGCUUCUUCAAAGCCAGUGCAGUGGGAGGGCUAAAACUAAGGCAAGAAUGUUGCUAAAGUUGCUUAGAUCAAAGUGGAAUGAAGACUCAAAACAUGCCUUGUAACAAGUCAAUGUUGUAUUUGAAAAGCUCGAAUAGAUUAGAUAAUACUUGACAUGAUUAAUGAAAAAAGAUAAAUUAGAAUCUUGACUAUGUUUUAGUGUACUUCGACUUCCCUACAACAUGUACUAAGUGUUUUUUUGAAUAAUAUUUGUAUACCAUUUGCUA